This is a messenger RNA of Magallana angulata, 660 nucleotides long. RefSeq lists its product as uncharacterized. Bases 1 to 660 code for a protein of 219 amino acids. The record is from RefSeq and is a predicted model, not a curated record. The transcript has a single exon. NCBI's taxonomy places the organism in Eukaryota, Metazoa, Mollusca, Bivalvia, Ostreida, Ostreidae.
AUGCCACUCACAAAAGUGACACCCAGAAAACCAGGGUUUCUGUGUUCAAUAUGCUUGAUUCGACUUCCGUCUAAAGAUGAGUGGAGUAAACAUUUGUUAGCUUGUGGUUUGGAAGACAUGUCCAAAAGGAAGUUUGAAUGCGAGUUUUGUGAUCAAGCCUUUGGGAAAAAGACAAUUUUAACCAGGCACAUGAAAAGAGUCAAUGGUGACGACCGAGUGAAAACAGGCACCCGAGACCAGGUUCAGUCUACACCAAAGAGUGUUGGAGAAGAUGAAGAUUGGGAUAAAGACCCAGGAGAGUUGAUAUUUGACGAAGUGGAGGUCAGAAGAACACACCGGAAAAGAACCAUCCCAAGAUUGCCAGGUGUCAAACGCAAAGCUAUAGAAGAAGAGCCAGUAUUGUCAGAGGGACAGGGUAAAGAACCUGAGGUAGAAAUAGAGAUCAGUGAAACGACGUCCCAAGAGGAACCCCUGACAGAGAGUCAUUGCUCUUGUUGUAAGGCUGUUGGGAGGGGAAAAGUAGACGUUGGAACGCAGACCAACCUUAAGGUCGAUGAUCAAAAGAAGAGAAGCCACCAGAAAAUUAUCAGAGUGAUUAGAAAAUAUCAAGAGAAUGGUGAAAAUAUUGAGAAAUUUGAAGAGGACACGGGGUUUGAUUAA